Molecule: messenger RNA, 1540 nt
Organism: Polypterus senegalus (gray bichir)
Lineage: Eukaryota; Metazoa; Chordata; Cladistia; Polypteriformes; Polypteridae
Gene: klhdc3
Product: kelch domain containing 3
Exons: 11
Coding region: 330-1478 (382 amino acids)
Cellular component (GO): cytoplasm
Molecular function (GO): protein binding; chromatin binding
Source: RefSeq, a predicted model, not a curated record
UUCUUUUGCGCAUGCGUGUUUGUAUGUGAGGUGUCUUCAUAUACAUUAGUUUCAUGCUUCUUUCCAGGAAUUACAAAUUUGAAUUCUAAAUUGUGUGCGUUUCUAUAUAUUUUUACUCAACGACUUGGGAAGACGUGGGUUUUGCCGCGCAUUCUAUUUUUGCUUCAGUGAAUUACUUAGAUUUCAAUUGGUGAAAGGGGACGAGAGAACCCACCGGGCGGCGAAGAAGUCGAAGGCACAAUGAUUUUUUUUAAAAGGUGGACAAGAUUACACUAGAAAAAAUGGUUUAAAGAGGCAGUGCUCUCUGUGAAGACUUUUGGUGGCGGGGAAUGUUACGGUGGACAGUACAUCUAGAAGGAGGGCCACGGAGGGUGAACCAUGCUGCUGUUUCUGUGGGACACAAAGUCUACUCCUUUGGGGGCUACUGUUCAGGAGAGGACUACGAAACUCUACGGCAGAUUGAUGUUCAUGUAUUUAAUGCCGUUUCUCUUCGUUGGACAAAGCUACCUCCAGUGCGAACCAGUGGAAGGGAACAUGCCAGAGAAGUGCCCUACAUGAGAUAUGGGCACACAGCUGUGCUUGUUGAUGAUACAAUCUAUGUGUGGGGGGGUAGAAAUGAUACCGAGGGGGCCUGCAAUGUGCUCUAUGCCUUUGAUGUCAAUAACCACAAAUGGUUUACUCCAAGAAUAUCAGGUACAGUACCUGGAGCAAGAGAUGGCCAUUCAGCCUGCGUUCUUGGAAAAUGCAUGUAUAUCUUUGGAGGAUAUGAACAACUAGCUGACUGUUUUUCAAAUGACAUCCAUAAACUUGACACCACUACAAUGGUUUGGACUUUGAUCAGUGCCAAGGGUACAGCAGCUCGUUGGAGGGAUUUCCAUUCUGCCACAAUAAUUGGCACAAAAAUGUUUGUGUUUGGUGGGCGAGCUGACAGAUUUGGACCUUUUCACUCCAACAAUGAAAUAUACUGCAAUAAAAUUAAAGUUUUUGAUACUGAAAUGAAUUGUUGGUUGGAUUCCCCAGCUACUCAAAUCCUUCCUGAAGGAAGACGUAGUCACUCUGCCUUUGCCUGUAAUGGAGAAUUGUAUAUAUUUGGAGGAUACAAUGCACGCCUUGACAGACACUUUAAUGAUCUGUGGAAAUUUAACCCAGAAAGCUUUACUUGGAAGAAGAUAGAGCCAAAAGGAAAAGGUCCUUGCCCUCGUAGGAGACAGUGCUGCUGUAUGGUUGGAGACAAAAUUAUUCUUUUUGGAGGUACUAGCCCAUGUCCUGAACAGGGAAUGGGAGAUGAGUUCAACCUUAUGGAUCAUUCAGACUUAUACAUCCUGGACUUCAGUCCGAGCCUGAAAACGUUAUGUAAAAUAGCUGUCAUCCAGAAUAACUUGGAGCAGACUGGCCUUCCUCAUGACAUUAGGUGGGAGUUGACUGCCAUGACAACCAACAGCAACAUCAGCCGACCAAUCUUUUCCUCUCAUGGGUAACUCAAGAAUAUGCAGUCGUCGUUCUCCAAGUGGCACAUAUCAGAGGUGUAUACAAGGCGUUU